Molecule: messenger RNA, 2465 nt
Organism: Oncorhynchus masou masou (cherry salmon)
Lineage: Eukaryota; Metazoa; Chordata; Actinopteri; Salmoniformes; Salmonidae
Product: torsin-1A-like
Exons: 5
Coding region: 158-1162 (334 amino acids)
Biological process (GO): nuclear membrane organization; protein localization to nucleus
Cellular component (GO): endoplasmic reticulum; endoplasmic reticulum lumen; nuclear envelope
Molecular function (GO): ATP binding; ATP hydrolysis activity; kinesin binding
Source: RefSeq, a predicted model, not a curated record
CGCCAUUCUGUAAUAGAAGAGGAAGAAGCUCAACUCAGAGUUGAGGCUCGCGCAGGCUAUACUCUAUAAUACCAUUUUGUAUCUCAUGUUAUUUAACAGUCUGCAAUCAAGUUUGUUUAGGUAAACACCGCUAGCUAGCUAGUAAACACUGUCGGAGAUGAGACCGUUUUUUCUGUUGGGGUUUCUGUUGUCGAACAUCACUGCGACGGCGGCGAUUGAGCCUAUCAGUACCAGCAUAGCGGUUGGUAUGGCUGCAGCUCUCACCGGCUUCCUCGCAACCUACCAGAACGUGUUUUACUAUUUUCACGAAUGUUGUAGACCAGAGUGGAUCUCCUUCAACAGAACAGGUUUGGAAGUGGCCCUAGAUCGGAAGCUGUUUGGUCAACAUGUGGCCUCCAGAGUCAUCCAGAAAGCUGUAACGGGAUUCAUGAACAAUAAAAAUCCUAAAAAGCCCCUGGUGCUCUCUCUACAUGGCUGGACUGGCACAGGGAAGAACUUCGUCAGCCAGUUGAUAGCUGAAAACCUCUACAAGGAGGGCAUGGCCAGCAGUUUCAUCCAUCAGUUUGUUUCUACAGCUCACUUCCCUCAUCUGAGUCAGAUUGAGAACUACAAGUCUCAGCUGCAGCAGUGGGUCAAAGGCAACGUCACCAUCUGCCCACGUUCCAUGUUCAUCUUUGACGAGAUGGACAAGAUGCACCCUGGCCUGAUCGACUGUAUAAAGCCCUACUUGGAUUACUACGAACAUCUGGACGGGGUCUCCUACCGGCAAGCCAUCUUCAUCUUCCUCAGCAACGCUGGAGGAGAGCACAUCACGCAGGUGGCCCUGGACUUCUGGAAAGAAGGUCGAGACCGAGAGGAGAUACAAUUGCAUGACUUAGAACCAGCGCUCUCCCUGUCCGUGUUCAACAACAAGAAGAGUGGGUUGUGGCACACCAGUCUGAUAGACAAGAACCUAGUUGACUUCUUUGUCCCCUUCCUGCCUCUGGAGUACAGACACGUGCUGCUGUGUGGCAUGGCAGAGAUGUCUGCCAAGGGCCUGAAGCCUGACCAGGACGUGGUUGACCAGAUGGCCAGAGACUUGGUCUAUUUCCCCAAGAGUGAGAAGAUCUUCUCCGGCAAGGGCUGCAAGACCAUCGGUGGCAAGCUAGAUUACUACACAUAGUGCGUGUUUGAGAUCGACUACGUUGCUGCCGGCGGCUGCGGACUGACCGAUCGAAUCAUAAUGAGUAGUAAUUUAGGAUGAAAGGUGGUUUGUAGGUCUGAUCAGUUGGUCUGCAGCUGUUGACCACAAUGUAGACGAUCUCAGAGGGAACAGCUACUUCGUCUAUCUACCAUCUACUCUACUGUGUGCACUUUCUUAAUGAGAACAUCUCCGCCAGUCGGAGUGAGGAAGUCAGUGACUGAACUCAGGAUGAUGACCUGCCCAUCAGGUCUCCCAACGUCAACACAACCAUGUGGAGGACAUUAAUGUUCUCUUUCUGAUGUCAUUUCUCCCUGAAGAUGGACUAUUGAGAGAGAGGAGGGCACAUUUUAAAAGGAGAGAGAAAAAUACACAGGGGAAACGCAAUUUUUAACCAAUCAAGGUGCUUGAUCCUGACAUAUUCUGUGAAUGAAUAUUUCCAAAUAAUGAUUUCCUUUUUCAUGGAAUUCUGCUGCACAUGAACUAUGACAAGUGAAAAUGAGUUGUGUAUUAGAAACAAAUGUGGUUUUAAAGUUACAAUCUCUAAAUCCAUUUUGUCAGCCAAAUGGCAGCCCUGACACAUGGUUUGCUUUCAAUCUGAGGGGUGCUGGGGCUGGAUAAAUGUCACCCCUCUCCAAACAACAGAUGGAUUCAAGGACUCGCAGUCUGAGAUCAACGUGAUGAUUAUAUUUUUCAAGAAACAAUGGGUACAUAUUGUUACUCAAAAUAAUAAUUGGACGGCUGUAACUAUUUCCGCUUGCCCCUUUAAUUGUCAUUGAAAAUGUAGCAACUGAAAUAUUGUGUAUUUGUGGUUCACUGGAUACCCAUUAAUUGUUUAUUUUAUUUCUGUUGUUAGUACCCAGUUUACCAAUACCUAAACAUAGAAAAAUCUGCCUUAAAACUUGCAGAAAUUUUGCCUACUCAUUCACCAGAAGCAUUGUGUACAUUUCAAAAUCUGCUGUAAGUUUAUCUUUGUGGGUAUACAAGUAUUUCGUUCAGUUCACCAAUUUUAUGACACAUUUUUCAAGGUUGAUCCAGAUUUGUCUUAAAUCAUUUAAUUGAGUAGUCCAACAUUCCAUCUUGAUUAAAUGUCUGCAAUGAAGUAAAUCCAAUUGUAAUUUGUUUUAAUUUAACUUAUACAUAAAAUAUACAAUUGUUUAAUUGUGGUUAAUUGUAUACCAUGCCUUAGUUGGCAUACUGUUCCCUGUCUAAACAAUGCACAAAAUAAUUACAGGAAAGAAUGUUCACAAUUUUUCAUUAAAAUGUUUUUACAUGGGGAAAAAAA